This is a messenger RNA of Cercospora beticola, 1690 nucleotides long. RefSeq lists its product as uncharacterized. Lineage: Eukaryota; Fungi; Ascomycota; Dothideomycetes; Mycosphaerellales; Mycosphaerellaceae. Gene Ontology annotation, cellular component: mitochondrion. The record is from RefSeq and is a predicted model, not a curated record.
CCCAAGAGCUGGCCGACGUUGGCCGUUGUCGGCCGGUCUCAUCUCAACUCAGCAAAGCUCAAGCAAAGCUUCUUCUCUUGCGGCUCUGCGCUUCCAUCCUGCAGGGCAUUCGUCAUUGUUCUUGACGACGGCGGCAGCGGCAGUCACAGGUACACAAGUACCUCUCAUCUAUCGUCACAGCUCGGCUACCACAGCACCUCAUCAGCUCCGCCCACCAUCACCUUCGUUGUGCCAGACACAAGUCAGCAGCGUCGAACGAACGAGCUGAAGCCAGCCUUCCUCUGACCCUGGAGGAAGAGCUGAGCAAGCCUGGUAUAGUCGAUGCGUCCGACCCGCGUUCUCGGUAGCAACGAAUAUGGCUGCCGAAGCAGAAGAUCCACAGCAUCUGGAAGCAGCGCAGAACAGUAAACAGAAUAAGGAAAAGAGAGAAGCAUACCAAGAAAGCAGAAACAAUAUAGCGAUCCAAGCCAGUUCGGCACCAGUAGUCGACACCAUGACGAAUAGCAUCGCAGAAAAAGAUGUCAAAGAUUGGAAUACGAAGAAUUUGAGACAGAGGUUGGUUGUUGAUGCAGGAUGUGCAGCGGCGGCAGGAGCGCUCGUCGCGCCGAUUGUGAGUAUGGUCGAUAAAGCAAUAAUGGAAAACGCCUCCGGCAAACGCCCCCUAAUGCAAUCCAUCAAAGCCUCCCUAUCCCAACUCCUCCUCCGACCCCACGCAUACAUCGCCUCCAAACCCUUCGCCCUAAUCCUCAUGGUCUACGGCGGAACCUACCUUUCGGCAAACUUCCUCGACACCUUCAAAUCCACCACCCGCGCCCGCCCCGCGAGCCGUACCUCCGCAGGCUUCGACAAAUUCAUCGCGACCAGCGCAGCAAAUGUCGGAUUGACAAUGAUCAAAGACAGCCAAUUCACGAAAAUGUACGGCACAGUAUCAGCUCGUCCCGUCCCACCCGUGACGUUCGCCCUCUACGCUCUUCGCGAUUCGAUGACGAUUUUCGCUUCGUUUAAUUUGCCGCCUAUGAUUGCGCCUAAUCUGCCACUGUCCGAGACGGCGGAGAAGUAUAUUAGCAGGACGUCUGCGGCGCAGUUUCUGGCGCCAGCGGGGAUUCAAUUGCUCAGUACGCCGCUGCAUUUGCUCGGGCUGGAUAUGUAUAACAGGAAUGGGGAUACCACAAUGGCGGACCGCAUGCGCAAGGUCCGGACGGAUUGGUUGAAGAGCAGUUUCGCUAGGAUGUGUCGUAUUGUGCCUGCCUUUGGAUUCGGAGGUGUGGUGAACAAUACUCUGCGGCUGAAGUUCCAGAAGCAGCUGGAGUAAGCUGUCAGAAGAGGAAUUUUGUGUAAUAAUAUUGUAAAGAUAGAGGUCGGCUGGGGACAAUGAUUGCAUAAUAUGGCGUUAAUGCGAGUGAGCGUUCUGGGGGUUACAUCUUUGCUCUUGCACAUAACAUAUCGGUCACCCGGGAAGGCUGCCGAAGAUUGCCUGUUUGUUUGUAUUGCACAGAUGACAUGGCUGUGCGGCACAGCUUCACUGUGCUCCUUAAAACGGAGGCAUGCAUUCAGAAGCGCCUCGGUAGUUCGCACAUCAGAAUUCCACGUAUGCGCGCUCGGUCAUCGUCCGCUUCUCACAUCGACAACUGAAUAGAGAGGCGUCAGCCGUGUUGUGGCUUUGAUAUGCCUGUGCUGAGGUGCCGAGUUA